Pyrgilauda ruficollis (rufous-necked snowfinch) is the source of this 1809-nucleotide messenger RNA. It is a transcript of the gene TTC24, whose product is annotated as tetratricopeptide repeat domain 24. Gene Ontology annotation, molecular function: protein binding. Lineage: Eukaryota; Metazoa; Chordata; Aves; Passeriformes; Passeridae. The transcript has 10 exons. The annotation marks the transcript as partial. The record is from RefSeq and is a predicted model, not a curated record.
AAGAAGAAGAAGGCUGAGGCCAGGGCAGAUGCUCAGGAGGGAGGGGAUGAGGCGGCAGGGCGGGUGGGUGCGAUCGAGGGCCUCACACGAGCCGGACACCGGGCACUGGCCCUGGGCGCCGGGCAGGAGGCAGUGGGGUGCUUCAGGAAGGCCCUGCUCCUCUGCAGGGACACAGUGAGCCCCCAGCUCCACAGGGCUUGUGCCUUCAACCUGGGGGCUGCCUACGUGGAGACUGGGAAGCCCAAGAAGGGCUUUGAGUUCCUCCUCCAGUCCCAACCCUCAGAGGCGGAGAGCGGGGACCACUCGGGCAGCCUUUAUUUCAGCGUCGGGGCGGCUCACGAAGGGCUCCAGGAUUUUCCAAAGGCUCUGGAGUGUUUUGAGAAAGCCUCCGGCCACGGCAGCGCUGCCGAGGCUGGCAGCCGAGCGGGGACCUGCGUGCAGAUGGGCUGCUGCUACCUGGGCAUGCGGGAGCCGGCGCGGGCCGCGCGGUGUUUCCUGGAUGCAGCACAGGCCUACGCGGCGGCGGAGAGCCCCGGGGCCGCGGCCGUGGCUCUGAGCAGGGCGAGCGGCUCCAUGCUGCAGAGCCGGCGGUUCCGGGCGGCAGAGAUCGCCGGGGUGCUCGCCCGGUGCCGCUCACUCUGCGAGGCCAUCCCCGACCUGGCCCUGCGAGGGAAACUCUACAACGACAUCGGCCUCGGCUACUCGCAGCUCCACAUCUUCUCCCUGGCUGCCGAGAGCUUCGAGCAGGCCCUGGGGCUGUGCGCUGGGGAGCUGGACCGGCAGCAGGAGGCUGCGCUGCUGCAGAACCUGGGCGCUGCCCUCAACGCCCUGCGCAGCUUCGGCCCCGCGCUGGGCUGGCACCGGCGUGCGGCCGCGCUGCACGGCGCUCUGGGGAACCGCAGGGCUCAGGGGCAGAGCUUUGGGAACCUGGCGUACGCCUGCAGCCAGCUCGGGAAGCACGGGGCUGCCGCGGAGAGCUACCUGCACGCCCUGCAAGCCUUCCGGGACUCGGGGGACUUGCAGGGGCAGUGGCAAGCGUGCGAGGGGCUGGGUGCAGCGUGCUUCCACUUGGGAGACCCCCAGAAAGCCAUCGGGCACUAUCAGGAGGCCCUGAUUUUGCUUUCCCGCUGUCAGGACAGCCCCAGAGCUGCCCACAAACGGGUCGUGCACAAGCUCACAGAUGCCAUCCAGCACCGACUCCACCUCGGCCACCUGUCCUACCAGGAGGGCUGGGCACCCAGCCCAGCCCUGGAGCCCAGCCAGCUGCGGUUUUGCUCCACAGUGCCCCGUGCCAGUAGGACACAGCUCCAGGGGAGCAAGGUGGGGAAAGCCCAGGCUGAGGACGAGCUGUACUGGCGUACCCCAGGAGCACAUCCCAGGUAUUCAGGUACAAGAGUGGCCCUGACUGGUGGUCUCACGUGGGAGCCUUGCAACCCAAGUGGCCUCCUGGGCACCUCUGGGGAGGAUGACGAUGGUCCCAGCUCAGCUCCAGGGUAUCACAGUGAGCCCCAGGCUAACAGCAUGAGGACCACCAGCCCCCUGCCCCCAGCCAAGCUGCCCUAUGCUGGCCUCCAGCUCCGUAAGUACCACAGACAACCAGAACAUUGCUUCUCCAGUGAGCCCAGGCCUGAGGGUCUCACACUGCAUCCCACAGGGCACCAAAACCACCAAACCCUCCAUCCAAGGCCUCCAGAGAGCCUUGACGAUGACCCCACUGCCACUGCUGCGGGCUGCUGGUCCCGCCGGGGACCCCGCACGGGCACCAGGACUCUGUCCCUCGUCUGCAGCCUCGUGUGAGCAGGAGGACAC